AUGGGGCAGUCCCUGUCGGAACCGGAAACCUCGAAACAAUCGGCCUUUUGUCAGAAUGAUUACUACAAGGUCGGUUCUAGCUGCAUGCAGGGUUGGCGAAUGCACAUGGAAGAUUCGCACACGCACAUACUCUCGCUCCCCGAUGACCCCGGGACGUCCUUCUUUGCCGUGUACGAUGGGCACGGGGGAGCGAAGGUGGCCGAAUAUGCGGGGAAACAUCUGCACAAGUACGUUACCCGCCGACCGGAGUAUGGCAAUGACGUAAAGCACGCCCUGCAGCAAGGAUUCCUUGAUUUAGACGAAGCGAUGCUGAACAAUGAGGCUUUGCGGGAGCAGAUGUCCGGAUCGACGGCUGUAGUGGUGCUCAUCAAAGACAACCGGCUUUACUGUGCAAACGCGGGAGAUUCUCGAGCGAUCGCAUGUCUCGACGGACAUUUAGAUGUGCUGUCUUUCGACCACAAGCCAACCAACGAAAAGGAAAGGGAACGAAUAAACAGCGCGGGUGGAUACGUGGAGUACAAUCGGGUAAAUGGAUAUUUGGCGCUAUCGCGUGCAUUGGGAGAUUUUGGUUUAAAGCGCAACACACAAAUAUUACCCUCGGAGCAAAUGGUAACAGCGUACCCGGAUGUGGAAGAGCGCGAAGUAACGGAAAGCUGGGACUUCCUCGUUAUCGCUUGCGAUGGCAUAUGGGAUGUGCUAUCUAGCCAGGCCGUGCUUGAGUUUGUGCAGGAAGAAAUUGCUCAAGGUAUCUAUCCGCAGCAGAUUUGUGAAAAUUUGAUGAUGCGCUGCUUGGCUCCAGACUGUCAGAUGGGGGGCAUCGGAGGCGACAACAUGACGGUAAUCGUUGUAUGCUUCUUACAUGGUCAACCGUACGAGGAGCUUGUCAAUCGAUGCAAGGAAGCCAUCGCAAAGCGUCAGGCACGUUCGAAAAAACGGCGCAGCCAUUCAAAUCGCUCGCAUGAAAGUGAAGCUGAGGAGCAUUCGGGCAAAAGUCCCAGCUCGGUAGCACCAAUAGCCGAAGGAACCGGUAAGCCAGGUAAUGGACGCUUGGAGGACGAUUCAUCUGGAAGUGAGAGCGAACGUUCGGAGGACGUACAAGUACCCUUGUUGGUGACGAAGUCAAACGGUAACGAGAAUGUCGCGGAACACGCAUUAACCAGUAACGGAGAACAAGCAGCCGAUAAACCAUCAACUUCGCAACAAACGACGCCGUCGAAAUCAGUGGACGUAAAGCAAAAGCAGGAGCAAUCGGACAGUAAUAACGAGAGUGCAGAUGAUACCAGUGAAGAGAUUGAUCUAAAGUAG
This is a messenger RNA of Anopheles marshallii, 1305 nucleotides long. RefSeq names its product probable protein phosphatase 2C T23F11.1. Gene Ontology annotation, molecular function: protein serine/threonine phosphatase activity; cation binding. Lineage: Eukaryota; Metazoa; Arthropoda; Insecta; Diptera; Culicidae. Gene Ontology annotation, biological process: protein dephosphorylation. The record is from RefSeq and is a predicted model, not a curated record. Bases 1 to 1305 code for a protein of 434 amino acids. The transcript has a single exon.